Laccaria bicolor S238N-H82 is the source of this 510-nucleotide messenger RNA. RefSeq lists its product as uncharacterized. The record is from RefSeq and is a predicted model, not a curated record. The transcript is spliced from 4 exons. Lineage: Eukaryota; Fungi; Basidiomycota; Agaricomycetes; Agaricales; Hydnangiaceae. The coding region runs from base 1 to 510 and encodes 169 amino acids.
AUGUCUUUUAGUCCAUGGCUCCGUCAGAACGCUGAUGUUAGCGUGCUACAUGAAUCCCAGAUGCUUGUCAAUGCACCUGCCGAUGUCUCGCAUCCUCAACGUCAACGACAGGGUAUUGGCGUCCUCAUCUGUUUGUUGACACCCCGAAGUCCUAGUGAUCGAAGAGGCUGCCUCUAUUAUUGCUCUGGCCGCGAAGAUAUGUUUGGAUGCAUGAAGCCGCCUGGAAUGAGGCGCUCAGCCUGGUUGAUUAAAGGACGGAACCUUUCGUUAUCGACGUUUUUCGAGAAUGGGUUGCUCACCAGGACAUAUUUUGCAAACGAAGCCUUUUGGACGUCGAGAGAAACAGGUCGUCUGGUGGUCAUCAAAGUAUUCCUUCACAGGCUUCACUCCAUCAAGUACUACCCUUCCACACCCAUCAAACUCUCCCGAACCUCAUGUCCGUUAGGAACACUCGAGCCUUUCAAUCGUGUCAAGAAUGAAGGAAAAGAUGUGUACCACUCGGACAAAUAA